Molecule: messenger RNA, 1009 nt
Organism: Tarenaya hassleriana
Lineage: Eukaryota; Viridiplantae; Streptophyta; Magnoliopsida; Brassicales; Cleomaceae
Product: NADH dehydrogenase [ubiquinone] iron-sulfur protein 4, mitochondrial-like
Exons: 5
Coding region: 171-662 (163 amino acids)
Biological process (GO): electron transport chain
Source: RefSeq, a predicted model, not a curated record
GUUCUUGUUGGGGAAAAAAAAAGUUUCGAGAAUGUCUCUGCGAAGCUUCUGGUGCUUUCGUGUAGAAGGAUUACAAAUGGCGUCGUCUGGAAUCUGGAUUCUUCGCAUCUCUUUAUGUGGGAGAGAACGAGCGUUUGGGGACAAAGGUGUAGUAGGGCUUGAGAGCGAUUAUGGUUUCUGGGCAGAAACUCGGCUUCAACCUGUUUCGUCUCCUCCGGCCAUCGGUGCCGGAGAAUUCGAUUUAUCCGUUUAGGAGAUGUUCAUCAUCUCAUUCGUCCGAUUCUCUGAUGGAAAUCAAGUCCGGAGAGGUUGGGAUCGUCUCCGGCAUUCCCGAGCAACAUCUCCGACGAAGGGUUAUAAUCUACUCGCCAGCACGAACUGCUACACAACAAGGAUCUGGGAAAGUUGGAAGAUGGCACAUUAAUUUCCUGUCCACCAACAAGUGGGAGAACCCUCUGAUGGGUUGGACAUCAACUGGAGAUCCAUAUGCCAAUGUUGGCGAGGCUGGCCUCAGUUUUGACAGCGAGGAAGCUGCUAGGGCUUUUGCAGAGAGACAUGGAUGGGAAUACACAGUCAAGAAGCCGCACGCUCCGCUUCUGAAGCCCAAGUCAUAUGCGGACAACUUCAAGUGGAAGGGUCCUCCUGUCACCCAAGACAGUUGAAACUGUAUCAUUUCUUCACAAGGUGAUGUGUGUGUAUAUAUAUAUGUAUGUGUGUGUAGAGCUUCUUUGUUGUAAUUAUUUUGUAAAGAUUCAAACUUUAAUCCAAUAAGAGUCUGAACCAUGUGAUGGACCAUUCAGCUUUUGUCCAUCAAUGUGUUUUCAAACCUAUUUUGCUUGAUCUUAAUGUUUCCAUAUAGAAGAGAAGAAACUUGUGUUUUUUGUUUUUGCUAAUAUUAUUAUUGCACUAGAGAUAUAUAUAACUAAGUGAUAAAUAUACAGGUUGAAGCUAUGAGGCUAUAAAAUCUAAAAGCAAUAAGGCUGAAAUUUUUACAUAAUUAAACUGAGAA